AUGCCUGGUAUCUUGCCUAUGAAAGUGAUCAAGGUCGGUGGAACUGGCACAACGAGCCGUAUCGCCCAAGCCUGUGACCGAUGCCGAAGUAAGAAAAUACGCUGCGACGGUGUUCGGCCUUGCUGCUCCCAAUGCGCCAAUGUGGGCUUCGAGUGCCGUACCAGCGACAAACUGAGCCGUCGCGCCUUCCCACGUGGAUAUACCGAGUCGCUUGAAGAACGAGUUAGGAGUCUCGAAACCGAAGUCAAGGAUUUGAAGGAACUGUUAGAUGAGAAGGACGAGAAAAUCGAUGUCUUGUCCCGGAUACAUUCGUUUACACCACCAACGCGAGCCGGUUCCUCGCGGUCUCCCUCUGCUCCUGCGACAGCGAAAUCGAGCACCUCGGAUUCAUCGGAUGGCGUGUUUCAUGUGAAACGGUCGACGACCCGACCAUCCCAACACUCACAUAAUCCUUAUGUCGGAUUUUCUAGCACCCAGGGUUUUGCUAAUGUCUUUACCGACAAGCUUGUCAGUGAGGGAAAAUCAGCGACAAAAGUCCCCACAGGGGCACUCACUGCCUUGGCUACCUCGGUAUUGCAGGGUGUCCCUAACCAGACUGUGAAAACGCCACCGCGUUUGGUGUCGGAUCAGCUGAUCAACAUCUUCUUCCAAGAAUGGGCACCGCUGUACCCUGUGGUACAUCGUCCGACCAUCUUGAAAGCCUAUGAACAGUAUCUCAACAAUACUGAGAGUCUUCAGCGCGAUGCCCAUGUGAUGGCGCAAUUGAAUUUGAUUUUUGGCAUUGCUGCUCUGUCAUCAAUGUCGCGAACCAACCAAGACCCGACUUUCUUCGAAGAGAACUGGUCGGCCACCCUUGAUUCAUUCUCAAGUGAAACGUCACUUUCUAGCCUGCAGUGCUUUGUUCUUGGUCAGGUAUACUGCAUGACCAAAGGCGAUUACCGCACUUUGCUUCGCUACCGUGCCCUUGGUGUAGAUAUUUGCCAUCAACUGGGCCUGCACGAAAACCAAGAAAGCUCGAACAACCCGCUACAAGACGAGACUCGCAAGAAGGUUUUCUGGUCGCAAUAUGUGCUUGACCGAUUCUGCUCCGCACUUACUGGUCUGCCUGUGCUUUUGCGCGAAGAGGAUAUCGAGACCGAGUAUCCGGUUGAUGUGGAUGAUGAGAAUGUCACAGAAACCGGAUUUUUGCCGACACUUCCGGGCGAAUCCACUCGCAUUUCCAGUGCCAUCGCUCUCUUCGGCGCUUCAAGGAUCUUGAACAAGGCUUUGGAGGACCUGUACCCUUCGAAAUCUGGUUAUGAUGUAUAUGUUUCGAAGAUGCGCUCAGUGACAGGGCAAUUGGACGAAUGGCUUCACACACUACCGCCACAUCUUCGUCUUGAGUUCAGUCAGGAUAAGCCUAGCACCAACGUCACCAGUAGUCGGUCGCCGCUUCUGUCACUUGUCUACUAUUUCAUUCGAUCUUUGAUACAUCGCCCGGCUGUCUGCUACGCUGAAGGGAACAUUCGCUCUCCAUCCGCUCUCGCGCUUUCCGACUCAGCAAAGCACAUCAUUCAGAUUCUGGAACUGCUCGAUGAGAGGCGUUUGUGUCUGUCGGUUUCUAUCAACAGGAAGGAACUUAUCUUUUUUUCUGGACUUGGACUUCUGUGGCAAAUGCUUGAUGUGAAAAGCGAUAGCAAACUGGCCAAGGAUAGCCAGAAACUGCUUGGAACCGCCAUGCAGUACCUCCAGUCAGAGUCCAUCGCGGCGGCUGCUGAAUUCGCCAUGUUGUCUAGCACUCUGAUUUCUCUGGACGACAGAAGACGCUCAUCAGUGGGCAGGCAACACCACCAGGAGAUGGUGGCACCAACCCAGAAGCCGGCCAAAUCCCCCAAGAAGCACUUGCAGGCCCUAAAGUCGCGCCUUAUUGCCUGCUCCACCCGUGAUAAGCAGUCUCCAGUCCAAUCCUCCCCACAGGCCUCUCGCCGGAACACCAUCUCAGGAACCACACCCCCACUGAUGCCCCAGUCGCUCCGCUCCCCUAGCUGGAGCAGCCUGCCCCCUUCUCAAGCCGACCACCUCCCCGCCCAACACUACCUCAACGAUAAAGGCCACUCCCCCUUGGAUCUAGCCUCAGAUCCUCGCUUAGCCACAUCCUUGGGCGGCUACGACCACCCACGCGCCAUGUCCUGCUCCACGCCCUCCGAACCUACAGGUGGCGUCAUCACAAUGGCCGAUUGGGAAUACGUACUGAGCGACAUGGACCGCGGAUACUCGAACAUCUUCACCGGCAUCUACGGCGGCAAAGAAUGCGGCGAAGACCCCGGUCCAUUCGCCUCCAUCGCAGCAGAAUACAGCCGCAAACCCAACGACUCCCUGGUCAAUCACUCACAGAACGAGAUGCACGACCUCUCGCCCGAAGCGUGGUCCGCCAGUAGCGGCGACUACGUCCAUAAGCAAGAACACACCACGCAAAGCGUUCUGAGCUAUUCGGGCGAGAGUAUGGGCAGCACUGAAGAGUCUCUAGCGCCGUAUACCGACGUCCGAGUCUGUGAUGAUAUCAAUACCAUCGACCCUUUCCAUAAUUUCGCCAUGCAUGGCGAAGACGAGGUCGACGAGUUUUCUCUGGUCAGUGGCUGGGACCGACGGCUGGCCGUCUGA
Penicillium vulpinum is the source of this 2640-nucleotide messenger RNA. RefSeq names its product C6 transcription factor FacB/Cat8 (gene facB). The record is from RefSeq and is a predicted model, not a curated record. The transcript has 3 exons. The coding region runs from base 1 to 2640 and encodes 879 amino acids. Gene Ontology annotation, molecular function: DNA-binding transcription factor activity, RNA polymerase II-specific; zinc ion binding; DNA binding. NCBI's taxonomy places the organism in Eukaryota, Fungi, Ascomycota, Eurotiomycetes, Eurotiales, Aspergillaceae. Gene Ontology annotation, biological process: regulation of DNA-templated transcription; DNA-templated transcription.